AAUUCACUUCUACAAAAUAUAAAGUCUCUCCCACAGUGUAAACUCUUCCUCCACAAAUUUUAAAGGAAGACAAAAUGAUUUGGUGGUUUAUCGUUGGUGCAUCCUUUUUCUUUGCAUUUAUACUCAUUGCAAAGGACACGAGAACAACAAAAAAGAAUCUACCUCCAGGACCACCAAGACUUCCUAUAAUUGGAAACUUGCACCAAUUGGGAUCAAAACCUCAGCGUUCACUAUUCAAAUUAUCUGAAAAGUAUGGAUCUCUAAUGUCUCUAAAGUUUGGAAAUGUGUCUGCUGUUGUGGCAUCAACUCCAGAGACGGUGAAGGAUGUCUUAAAAACAUUCGACGCAGAGUGUUGUUCCCGACCUUAUAUGACUUAUCCCGCAAGAGUUACAUACAAUUUUAACGAUCUCGCAUUUUCGCCCUAUAGCAAAUAUUGGAGGGAAGUACGAAAGAUGACGGUCAUUGAGCUAUACACCGCGAAAAGGGUCAAAUCGUUUCAAAAUGUAAGACAAGAAGAAGUUGCCUCAUUCGUUGAUUUCAUCAAACAACAUGCUUCAUUGGAGAAAACAGUUAAUAUGAAACAGAAGUUAGUGAAACUCUCUGGGAGUGUGAUUUGUAAAGUUGGAUUUGGCAUAAGUCUUGAAUGGAGCAAACUUGCGAAUACUUAUGAGGAAGUCAUUCAAGGAACCAUGGAGGUGGUGGGGCGUUUCGCAGCAGCGGAUUACUUCCCGAUUAUUGGUAGAAUCAUCGAUAGGAUCACGGGGUUACAUAGCAAAUGUGAGAAGGUUUUUAAGGAAAUGGAUUCGUUUUUUGAUCAAUCUAUAAAGCAUCACCUAGAAGAUACUAAUAUCAAAGACGAUAUCAUUGGUUUGCUACUAAAGAUGGAAAAGGGAGAGACAGGACUUGGAGAGUUUCAACUUACACGAAACCACACUAAAGGAAUUCUUCUAAACGUUCUUAUCGCUGGAGUGGACACUUCUGGCCACACUGUGACAUGGGUGAUGACACAUUUGAUUAAAAACCCAAGAGUUAUGAAGAAAGCGCAAGCCGAGGUAAGAGAAGUGAUCAAAAACAAAGAUGAUAUCACAGAAGAAGAUAUAGAACGACUCGAAUAUUUGAAAAUGGUGAUUAAAGAAACAUUAAGGAUCAACCCACUUGUGCCACUUCUGAUUCCAAGAGAGGCUUCAAAAUAUAUAAAGAUUGGAGGUUACGACAUUCCAAAGAAAACAUGGAUUUAUGUCAACAUAUGGGCUGUUCAAAGGAAUCCAAAUGUUUGGAAAGAUCCAGAAGUUUUCAUCCCAGAGAGGUUUAUGCAUAGCGAGAUUGACUAUAAAGGUGUAGACUUUGAGUUGCUGCCGUUUGGUAGCGGAAGGAGAAUGUGCCCUGGUAUGGGAUUAGGUAUGGCAUUGGUACACUUGACUCUUAUCAAUCUUCUUUACCGUUUCGACUGGAAGCUUCCGGAAGGAAUGAACAUAGAAGAUGUUGAUCUUGAAGAAUCAUAUGGACUUGUUUGUCCCAAGAAAGUUCCACUUCAACUUAUCCCAGUCCUUACCCAAUGGACUUGA
Messenger RNA from Arabidopsis thaliana (thale cress), 1565 nucleotides. RefSeq names its product cytochrome P450, family 71, subfamily B, polypeptide 14 (gene CYP71B14). The record is from RefSeq and is marked reviewed. Bases 75 to 1565 code for a protein of 496 amino acids. The transcript is spliced from 3 exons. NCBI's taxonomy places the organism in Eukaryota, Viridiplantae, Streptophyta, Magnoliopsida, Brassicales, Brassicaceae. Gene Ontology annotation, cellular component: membrane. Gene Ontology annotation, molecular function: oxidoreductase activity, acting on paired donors, with incorporation or reduction of molecular oxygen; heme binding; iron ion binding.